Hyalella azteca is the source of this 1609-nucleotide messenger RNA. RefSeq lists its product as uncharacterized. The transcript has 2 exons. The coding region runs from base 202 to 576 and encodes 124 amino acids. The record is from RefSeq and is a predicted model, not a curated record. Lineage: Eukaryota; Metazoa; Arthropoda; Malacostraca; Amphipoda; Hyalellidae.
UAUUACUCCAAAUUUAGCCGCUCUUGCACUGAAUUAAAAUUAGUUACAUAAAUUUCACACCGUAAUGCCAAUUUUCCAGAAUCCACAACUUUAAUUUAAUCGUAACUUCAAAUAGAGUAAAAUAGUUCCCAAUUUUCAUCACUUUUCGAGUACUAAUAAUUAUUCAGUCUUUUAAUACAACUCACCCGUCACGGUCGCAAUAUGGAUGACUUUAUCACGGACGCAGAGACCGGACUUGAAUCUUUCACCGGCGAAGUGCGCGAGUUUCUCUACGGCGUAGACCUCGUCUACAUUUCCCUUCUGAGCUCAGUGUUCUUCAUAACUCUUAUAAUCUUCGAUAUUGCCUACAACUUCGCAUUUCCUGGCCGCUUUGAGGUCCAAAAACGAAGAAGGCAAUGGCGGCAUGGAGGAGGCAACCGGGACGACGGGACGAACUGGGCACCCGCCAAGCCGGACGGUCAGGGCGGAGCGUUGGUGUAUCCGUACUCAGAGGGAUACUGGAGGGACAGAUCCAACGACUUGGCGGGAGUUGUUCACAACGCCAUCGAAACAACAGCUAAAAAACUCUCUGAUUAAAGUAAUAGAAUCCUAGCUUAAAACACUAAAAGUCAAGCGUGUUUUGGUAAUUUUAUAUUCGAUACCGUGAAUGUGGAGCACAAAAAAAUCCAGGGCAUGUAUUGGAUGUCUACAAUGCGACUUGGAUGUAUUAUUUAAUGCUAGAUAUAUUUUUAACUCGUUUAUAUGACAUAUUAUUAUUAUAUCUAUGUCGGAACUAUAAGGUUUCCGCUAGCAGUGGGUGCGUUCUCUGGUCAAGAAAAAUGUAACCGAUCUAGGUUGUUGCAGAAAACCCUUUUAUUAUUUUUCCUGUACAUAAUAUACAGCGAUGCCAGCUCUUGAUUACAUCAUGUUAGCCGCUAGCCGAUUCUUAACCACCUGACCAACUGGCACAUUUUAACCAAUAUUUUCACAACUUGUUGCUGGGUUCGAUCUUACUAGUUCUAGAACAUAGCUUGCUCCGAUUAGCGAUCUAAGAAGAGCCGGUUUCUCGAAAUAUGAUAUACAAUGAGGAAAAGUGGCCAUUCAAGAAUUAAAUAGUAGGUCGAAUUUUAUAGGUGUUAACGAGAAAUUAUUUCAAAUAUUUGAAACAGCUAAAUAAAUUGGUUCAAACCAUUUUCAACAGUCGGUUAAAUUGCAUGAUGUCAUUCGAGAACAGAUUCUGCGUCGUUUACGAAUCAUUCGUCCGACUGAGCGCUACACGCAAACAAAAGCAGUUGAUGCGUUGAUGAUGAUCAACUUUGGACGUCCCUUGAGAAUCUGGAAUUGUCAGGGUAAUCUUAAUCAUUGUGGGUAGAUAUGCUCCAAAGACGAAUUUAACAAGUUUUAUUAUAAUGUUGCCUAAGGUUUGAAUACAAAUUAUGCAUUUUUACGUUAAAUUAGUAUUAGAUGUCAGAUUAAGCUUGUGUAAACAAGGGUGGUUAAUUGUCAGAGAAUUGUCUUAUUUACAUUUUCAGAAUCUAACAAUAUUCUUCGGAUGAUGUAGAUUGAUCAAAAUGAAGGUUUAAGGAAGUAAUUUUAAUUUAUUAACGACGUUUCGAAUGUAACAACAUUA